AUGAUCAAUACAUCCAGACAGGUAACAAAUCAAGGUGGUAAUCGCCCUUUCGUUUCCACCUCCGGGUUUGGCAAUCCUACUACUCUGAUGUCCAGUGUUCAUAAAGCCGCUGAUCCAGUUGCCACAGUAACAGCCACUGUCCGACCCACCAACGCGAUUGCCGUGCCUACGACCACACCAGGACUAUCUGUUGUAUCUCCUACAUGUAUGCCCUUUUUCAUUCCUCACGUGCCUUCCAGCAUUCCUUCGCUCGGACCAAUGGCCGUAAAGGUUGAAAAUGCGAUUCCAACAACAAGUGGCACAGCUGAAACGGAGAGCAGCUCUGCUUUUCAUGCAAUAUUUCCACAAGAUACAUCUACGACGCCUCAAUGCGUGCUAUCGUUUCCUGAUCCUCCAAAAGAAGCCUUUGUGAAUCAGGGUCGAGCGGCAUCUAUUAAUAGUAGUACGGAUAACUAUCCAGUGCUUUCAACAACUGUCACGAACACUACCGUUUCGACCGCCCCUCAUGCGACUGUGCUUCCUCAACCAACGCAGCCCGUACCACCUGAAAGACAAUCUUCCCAGAACGUUUCGUUGUCUGCAACGAAUAUCACAGAUCACUCACGAGUAAAAACAAAUCCGUUCGACGAUGCUUCGGCUGUUGAGCGAACAUCAAGUAUUCUCAGUGACAACGAAGCAUCGGAAGCUUUGUGGUGUGGGACGUGUGGCCAUAUUCACGAUUUAUCAGCUGCGCAUACCUAUGAGUACAGCGAAUCCGUCGACUCAGACCUAUUGUGUCGACUUUGUCGACAGCCUCUGGUGGAUCCCUUGGAUACUAAAUGUGGACAUACUUUUUGCUCUUCUUGUUUAAAAAACCAUUUGGCUGUUCAAGCGUUGUGCCCGGAAGACAAACAGAUCAUUAACUAUUUGGAGUGUCAACAGUCUUCGAAUCUAGUGAAACGACUAUUGGACAAAUUGUUAGUAGUUUGUCCGAAUUCGGAGCAUUGCCGUGAAGUUUUGGCUCGCUGUGAUCUCGAAUCUCAUCUUGCUUAUUGGUGUCGUGGUGCCGUGGUCGCCUGUGUGAAUAACAAACUGGGAUGCCCUUAUCUGGGACUACGCGCAAAACAACCGGCUCAUCGAUGGAGCUGCCAGUUCCAGCCCUCUGUACCUCGGACCACCACCAUCAACAACAACUCGAUUACCAAUGCACCACUUGUGGGCGAAAAAUCUGCUUCUUUUGGCUCAUGCAAAAGCACAUCUGGUCCAAGAUCCGGUGAUUCCGGUGAACCGAAACAACCGGAUAGCGAGUCGGGUGUAAAAUCCGUGGAUCCAAGUCAGAGCGGUUCGCAUCGUGGCUCUACGUCCAGUGCGCCGUAUUCCACCCAAGAGACUUCAGUCGAAGCCGCCACUCCAUUCGCCUUAGAGGGUCAAAUUGGAUGUGUCGAUUUGAAACUGGACGGUCGUUCUGAGCUAGGUAUCAGCCUAGUCGGUGGAUGUGAUACGCCUUUGGCUUAUGCCGAUGUGGUUCCACAGCAGCUUAUGUAG
Messenger RNA from Echinostoma caproni, 1524 nucleotides. The record is from the annotation of a GenBank genome assembly. NCBI's taxonomy places the organism in Eukaryota, Metazoa, Platyhelminthes, Trematoda, Plagiorchiida, Echinostomatidae.